Molecule: messenger RNA, 927 nt
Organism: Trichomonas vaginalis G3
Lineage: Eukaryota; Parabasalia; Trichomonadida; Trichomonadidae
Product: Golgi vesicle docking protein family
Exons: 1
Coding region: 1-927 (308 amino acids)
Source: RefSeq, a predicted model, not a curated record
AUGAAAGAAAUCAGCUAUCAUUUCGACAAAAUUUUUCAAGAAAAUCAAAAAUUAACAGAACAUUACCAUGAUCUUUAUAACAAACUUCGGGAAACCUCAAAGAACUGCGAGGAACUUAAGCAAAAACUUGCCCAGCAACAAGAUUCCAUUAAGCAAGUUAAUGAAUUAAAAUCACAAAUUUCUUCAAAAGAUUCUGACAUACAAAAUUUACAAAAGCAACUUAAAUCAAAAGACAACGAUAUUUCUACAUUGAAGUCUCAACUUUCUUCCAAAGAUUCCGAAAUUUCAUCGUUACAGAAGCGCCUUGCUUCCAAAGAUUCGGAACUUCCACCGUUGAGAUCCCAUAUUUCUUCCAAAGAUAAUGAGAUCCAGUCGUUGAGAUCUCAACUUUCUUCCAAAGAUUCCGAAAUUUCAUCGUUACAAAAACGUCUUUCUUCCAAGGAUUCGGAACUUCCUCCGUUGAGGUCUCAGAUUUCUUCUAAAGAUUCCGAAAUUUCUAACUUGAAGAGACGAAUUUCUUCCAAAGAUGAAGAAAUUGAGUCAUUGGAAUCUCGUCUUUCUUCCAAAGAUAAUGAAAUUUCUACAUUGAGGAAACGCGUUUCUUCCUUAGAAAGUGGAUAUGAUUCAUUGAAAUCUCAGAUUUCUUCCAAAGAUGACGACAUUUCUACUUUGAGGAAACGUCUUUCUUCCAAAGAUUCCGAAAUUGACUCAUUGAAAGAAAGUAUUUCAUCCAAGGAUGAUGACAUAUCUGAAUUGCAGUCACGUAUUUCAUAUAGGAAUAAUGAAAUUUCUAAAUUAAAGAAUACUAUUUCUUCCAAAGAUGAUGAUUAUAAAGCCAAAUGUGUUGAAGUUGCUGCAUUGCAGGCAGGUGUUUUAUUAAUGCAAAAUCAACUUCAGCAAAACCAAAAUAUGAUCGCUCAAUUGUAA